Fonsecaea multimorphosa CBS 102226 is the source of this 1752-nucleotide messenger RNA. RefSeq lists its product as uncharacterized. Gene Ontology annotation, cellular component: nucleolus; small-subunit processome. NCBI's taxonomy places the organism in Eukaryota, Fungi, Ascomycota, Eurotiomycetes, Chaetothyriales, Herpotrichiellaceae. Bases 1 to 1752 code for a protein of 583 amino acids. The transcript has a single exon. Gene Ontology annotation, biological process: maturation of SSU-rRNA from tricistronic rRNA transcript (SSU-rRNA, 5.8S rRNA, LSU-rRNA). The record is from RefSeq and is a predicted model, not a curated record.
AUGGCAAAAAAGAGGAAGGCUGUACGUGUGGUCGAAGCAUCCGGCCAGCGUUCACAAAAUGACCUCCAUGAUGCCGAAGAAACCUUUAACGACUCGGAAGAUGAGUUUUUCGCAGGACGGGACAAGGUCCUACUGGAUGAGGGCCCCGCUGCAAAACGAAGGAGGAAAAUACAAGAACAAGAGCGAGAGUUGGAGCCAUCCGACGAGGAGGUCUAUCAGGAUCUGGCGACCGAAGACGAGUCUGAAGAUUAUGAUGACAACACCGGCCACCCUGAAGACGAUCGGGAAGAGGAAGAAGAUGACGGCCACUGGGGCACAUCCAAGGCCGACUACUACAGCGCGGAUGUGAUCGAGACCGAGGCGGAUGCGUUAGAAGAAGAACAAGAGGCUAGGAGACUGCAGCUGAAACAACUCAAGGCCAUGACCGAGGCAGAUUUUGGAUUCGAUGAGAGUGCAUGGGUCGGCGACAACCAGCAAUCUCAGGAGAAACGGUCGGUGGUAGAGAAACUGCCUGAACUGCAGAUUUCUCAAGAUGCGAGCAUCGACGAACGAAUAAAAAUCCUGAAGUCGAGAUACCCCGAGUUCGAACCGUUAACAAAAGACUUCCUGUCAUUGCAAGACACCUACCAGUCGCUGAGGAAGGAAGCUGAUGUGGAAGGGCACAAUAAUGGCGGUGUCACAGUGACAAAAUUCCGAGCCUUGUCGGCGUACCUCGGGGCCGUGGCCAUGUACCUGGCUCUUCUUACUUCCACCAAGACCGGCGUAGCGCUGGCCCCGGGAGAGCUUCGAGACCACCCCGUUAUGUCAAACCUUUUCCGCUGUCGCCAGCUGUGGCAGGAUGCCGAAUCGCUUCGUCCAAUUGAUCCCAUUGAAAAGCCAGAGACCAAGCCACCAACCAUAUUGCCACAGAGUUUGCCUCAGAAGACCGCACGACAACCCGUCAAAAAGAAGACAAAGACAAAGCCGGCGUCCCCAGAAACACCCUCUCCGGAAAUUCCAAUGGCGGGCACCAAGUCGAAGAAGGCAAAGAAACCAAAGAGAAAUGAGUUGCAAGAACUCCUGACGUCCUCCCUCCGGAAUCCAACGGAAGAAGAGUCCGACUUUGGAGACGAAGCUCCCCUGACUCACGAGGAAGCUGCAGAAAAGGCUCGACGGAAAAAGACUCUGAGGUUCUACACCUCACAGAUUGCGCAGAAAGCCAACAAACGAGGCGCAGCAUCACGACAGGCCGGCGGCGACGACGAUCUGCCCUACAAAGAGCGCAACCGAGAUAGGCAAGAGCGUCUGAUGCGGGAGGCGGAGCAGAGAGGCAGAGCCACCGCCAACGAGAGAGAGGAACUCGAUGACGAUGAUGACGACGAUCCCGAAGCCGGCCGGAGGAUCAACGACGAGGCCAACGAGUACUACGACAUGCUCGUCACAAACGCGAAGCAGAAGAAAGCAGACAAGCGAGCCAAGGCAGAGGCGUACGCCGAAGCCGCCAGACAAGGCGCGCAGGUGUACGAGGAAGAACAGGUGGGUCCCGAUGGGAAGAGGAAGAUCACGUACGCCAUCGAGAAGAACAAGGGUUUGACGCCCAAGAGGAAGAAGGAGGUGCGCAACCCGCGCGUCAAGAAGAGGAAGAAGUUUGACGAGAAGAUGAAAAAGCUCGCGUCCAUCAGGCCCGUGUACAAAGGCGGCGAGGGUCGUGGUGGAUAUGGUGGCGAGGCGACGGGGAUCAAGACGAAUCUGGUCAAGAGCAUCAAAUUGUAA